Molecule: messenger RNA, 1613 nt
Organism: Adineta steineri
Lineage: Eukaryota; Metazoa; Rotifera; Eurotatoria; Adinetida; Adinetidae
Source: the annotation of a GenBank genome assembly
UGAUGAUUUAGGUAAGAAAAAAAACAACGAAGAAAAUUAUCAUUUUUAUGAAUCACAUCCGAACAUGUAGUUAAAUAAUCUCACGAGAGAAAUAACAGACUUUUGGGAAUGUUAUAGAAUAGAUGCGAAGUAAUUAGUUAUUAUUCUAUAAAAUUGUCAUAAAUCUUCAAGGACUAAAUUGAUUUGUUAGUCAUUUUCAUGACGACAGUCAUAUGUUAUGUUACUAUAUAUACACCUGAUGAAGAACAGUGAAGAAGUAAAAAUAACAAUAGGAAAAGAAAAACAGCUGUUAAGGUCUGUCAAAGAACCAAAAAAAAAAGCGAAUUGAAUAUAUUUUCAUUAAAAAAAAUGCUAAGAAUUUGUACAAAUAUUUACAAUGUGAGAUAAAAUAUUUUAUCUAUAAGAAAAAAAAACAUAUUUGUUUAUUCUUAAUAAAAAUUUCCCACCUACUCUUUUGUGUACUCAAAAAGUGAGUAUACUCUAGAAUCGGUCAGUGUGCCCAUCCGGCCGUAUACACGAUAACGUUUGAAAGGAUAGUCAGAUUGAGCUGAAAUUUUGUGCACAAUUCAAUCUCAUCAAGAUCUCGUUUGAGUUCGAAGAUGAGCCUAAUUGACCGGGCCAUUCCCGAGUUAUUGCAAAAAUACUGAUAUUUCCCUAUGAUUUUCGUAUACACUUUUUGCAGUACACAUAACUCUCAAAUAAAAUACGAAGUUUCCACAUUUAUUUUUAAAUAUAAUUUAAUUUUAGAAUCAUUACCAAAAACAGCAACACUUCGAAAACUGAAUGAUCUGAUUAAACGUGCUCGUUUGGCUAAAGUGCAUGCAUUAAUUGUUAGCGAGUUAAAAGAAAGUAUGCCGAGUGUAUUUGGAAAAGAUUCGAAACGUAAAGAAUUAAUUAAUAAAUUACAUCUUGUUUAUGAAAAAAUACAACGUGAACAUAAUAUUCCAUUAGGUGAUUUUCCUAAAAUCGAACGUAUGCAAGAAUUAUUACGAAAUAUGGAUUUUACUAAAUUUAAACCAUUGGAUAAAAAAUUACUUGAACGUGUUGACAAAAUGCUUGCUGAAGAUGUACCAAAAUUAAUGAAUAUGAUUCCACAAGAAGAACAUGCUUAUUUACAAUUACAAACUCAAACAGCAAAUACUACAACUCAAGGAAAUACAAUUUUUACUGAUCAACAAGCAACACCAUUUGAAUUGGGUGGUGUUGAAGGUAUUAAUGAAGGUUUUGGAGAAAAUGAUUGGAUUGUUACACGAUCAAGACAUGAAUACGAUCAAAUAUUUACUCAACUUUCACCACAAAAUGGUAAAAUAAGUGGUGCAGCAGCUAAACAAGAAAUGAUUAAAUCGAAACUUCCAAAUAAUGUACUAGGUCGUAUAUGGAAAUUGAGUGAUGUUGAUAAAGAUGGUAUGCUUGAUAUUGAUGAAUGGGCUUUAUCUCAACAUCUCAUUAAAGUUAAAUUAGAUGGCCAUGAAUUACCAAGUGCAUUACCUGAACAUCUUAUACCUCCUAGUAAACGUCAUUUAAUUUCACGUGAAAAUACAACAGAUGGAAAUGCUAGUCUUUAUCCAACAAUUGGUAAUGGUGGUGAACAACAUGUUACUGGCGAUAGUUGA